AGGAAACAUUAUUGCUAGCCGGCUUGUUGCACCAACCUCAAUUUGCCGAAUCGCAAAAUAUACGUACACUUCAUCCAAUUGAGUGAAAAUGUCGAAUCUUGCCAAUCUUGAAUUUGUGGCCCUUGAUAUUACCGGAAAGAAUUAUUUAUCAUGGGUGUUAGAUGCUGAAAUACACUUAGAUGCUAAAGGGCUUGGUGAAACAAUCAAAGAGGCUAAUGAGGCAACACCUCAAGAUAAGGCUAAGGCCAUGAUAUUCCUUCGCCAUCACCUCCAUGAAGGACUCAAAAACGAAUAUUUAACUGUGAAAGACCCACAAAUCCUUUGGAGUAAUCUAAAGGAAAGGUAUGACCACCAAAAAACAGUGAUACUCCCUAGAGCUCGUUAUGAAUGGUUGAAUUUGAGAUUGCAAGAUUUUAAAUCUGUUAGUGAAUAUAACUCAGCUAUGUUUAAAAUAACUUCUCAAUUGAAAUUAUGUGGAGAAAAUAUUACUGAUGCAGAAAUGCUUGAAAAGACAUACUCCACUUUCCAUGCUAAUAAUAUUGUCCUACAGACACAAUAUAGAGAAAAAGGUUUUAAAAAAUAUUCUGAAUUAAUAUCUUGUCUUCUUGUGGCUGAGCAAAAUAACGAGCUGUUAAUGAAAAAUCAUGAAUCACGUCCUACUGGCUCUACUCCAUUCCCUGAAGCAAAUGUGACAGCCCAUAAUGGGAAAGAAACUAAAAACAGAGACCAUUCCAGCAGUAGUGGUCGAGGUAGAGGUCGUGGUCGUGGUCGUGGCCAAUGGCGCGGCCGGGGUCGUGGACGUGGAUAUGGUAGAGGUCGUGGAGGUCCUUUCACAAACUCACAAUCCCACCAGAAGUGGGAACGUAGGGAUGAAAAAGAGAAAAGUGAUAACAAUAUAUGUUACCGUUGUGGAGGAAAAGGUCAUUGGUCUCGGGUUUGUAGAACUCCAAAGCAUGCAAACCUUGUUCUUGAAGAUGGUGAAGGUGAUUUUGAUUUUGGUAAUGCCAAUCAAUUUGAUGUUGGUGAUUUCCUUACUUCCCCGGAAGGGAAUAAUUUUGAUUUUGGCAGUACAACACAUUUAGAAGUUGUCGAUUUCUUCACUGCCCCAGAAGGGAAUAAUUAAAAUUAUAUUGUUUUAUGUCAGUAUUAGACUCAUGUUUGCUUAUUCUAGUGAUUUAUUUAAGUUUAUUUCUUUCAUUGUAAUAAGGAUUUUUGCUUUAUAAAUUUAAGAACUAUUUGAGUGUUUUUAUUGAUUUAUGUAUUUUAUCAUCUUUAUUUUUUUGCUUAAUAUUUUGACAUGUAUUUUAUUUCAUGAAGAAGAUGGAUAUAACUCAAGUUCGAUUUGCUAAUGGUGAAGAAUUAUGUCUUGCUGACAGUGCAACUACUCAUACAAUACUUAAAAAUAAAAAAUAUUUCUCUCAUUUGAUGAUGAAAAGAACUAAUGUGAGUACCAUAUCGGGUAG
Molecule: messenger RNA, 1463 nt
Organism: Chenopodium quinoa (quinoa)
Lineage: Eukaryota; Viridiplantae; Streptophyta; Magnoliopsida; Caryophyllales; Amaranthaceae
Exons: 2
Coding region: 89-1123 (344 amino acids)
Molecular function (GO): nucleic acid binding; zinc ion binding
Source: RefSeq, a predicted model, not a curated record